This is a messenger RNA of Manis pentadactyla (Chinese pangolin), 1095 nucleotides long. It is a transcript of the gene CENPH, whose product is annotated as centromere protein H. Gene Ontology annotation, molecular function: kinetochore binding. Gene Ontology annotation, cellular component: nucleus; kinetochore. Lineage: Eukaryota; Metazoa; Chordata; Mammalia; Pholidota; Manidae. Bases 101 to 832 code for a protein of 243 amino acids. Gene Ontology annotation, biological process: chromosome segregation; mitotic spindle organization; kinetochore assembly. The record is from RefSeq and is a predicted model, not a curated record. The transcript has 9 exons.
CAGUUCUCCGGCCUCUUCCGGGAACCAAGGUAGUGGCGGGAAGAGCGGUGCCGAGCCCGCGUCUGGCCUCGCGAAGUGGUAGCCCUUGGAGUGAGCCAGAAUGGAGAAGCCAUCCGAGGAGCCAGUCACCGAGCCGGCGGAUUCAGGAGGGGAAGGCGGGCCGCCCCAGGUCGCCGGCGCCGAGGCGGCGCGUCCCGAGGACCGCACGACCCUGCUGCUCAGGCUGAGAGCACAAACGAAACAACAGCUUUUGGAAUAUAAAUCAAUGAUCGAUGCAAAUGAAGAAAAAACUCCAGAACAAAUCAUGCAAGAAAAGCAGAUUGAAGCUAAAAUUGAAGACCUGGAAAAUGAAAUUGAAGAGGUGAAAAUUGCUUUUGAAAUGAAAAAGUUUACAUUAGACAGGAUGCAACUUUCAACUGCACUUAAAAAAUAUCUGGAGAAAAUUAACAUCAAGAAUAAUGUGCUCAUGGAUAACAUGGAACAUGUAUUAAAGCUAAAUAAAUUAGUAAUGAAAUCACAGCAGGAAUCUUGGGAUUUGGAGGAAAAGCUGCUUGAUAUUAGAAAGAAGAGAUUUCAAUUAAAACAAGCUUCAGAAAGUAAGCUUUUAGAAAUACAGACUGAAAAGAACAAACAGAAAGAUGAGCUGGACAGUAUGGAAAAUUCAGACAAGAUAAAGACCAUACAAGAAAAUCUACAGGUGGAGAUACAGAUUACUACAGUUAUUCAACAUGUGUUCCAGAACCUCAUUUUGGGAAGUAAAGCCAACUGGGCAGAGGAUUCUGCCCUUAAGGAAACUGUUCUUCAGCUUGAGAAGAAUCUCACCAUGAUCUAAAAAGAAUUCUAUCUUGGCAUUUUUUGUUUCUGUCUUUGAUGUGUCAUUUAAAUAGCAAAAUUUCAAGUGAAAUGUUUUUCCUGUGUUUUUGGAACUAUUUAAUACUGCAAUUUUUUUUUUUAAGCUUGAGUUAACACUGUAACAUGGAAUCUGUUAUUUUAAAUAUGAUAAUUAAAGCGACUGUCAUACUGUAAAAGAAUCUUAAAAUCUUAGCCUUGGAAAGAUCCUGAAGGACAUCUAGUCCAACUUUUCACUUACAUGUG